Malus domestica (apple) is the source of this 2118-nucleotide messenger RNA. RefSeq names its product 65-kDa microtubule-associated protein 8-like. Gene Ontology annotation, molecular function: microtubule binding. Lineage: Eukaryota; Viridiplantae; Streptophyta; Magnoliopsida; Rosales; Rosaceae. The record is from RefSeq and is a predicted model, not a curated record. Gene Ontology annotation, biological process: microtubule cytoskeleton organization. Gene Ontology annotation, cellular component: cytoplasm; spindle.
UCCACACCGCCCUUAACUUGGCUUUGUUCUGAUCAAUGGAGAACACAGAGAAGAAAAACAUUCAGAUGGGUUCGUUUCAGACGCCGAUUGGAAUGCGAAGCUCCACGCUUUUGGAAACUUCGUGCGGAUACUUGCUUCAGGAAUUGCAGAAGAUUUGGAAUGAAGUUGGACAAGAUCAGUUUGAAAGGGAGAAGGUGCUGCUGGAUUUGGAGCAGGAGUGUCUGGAGGUUUAUAGGAAGAAGGUUGAUACUGCGAAUACCUCGAGAGCUCGACUGCACCAGGAGUUGGCUGAAGCGGAGGCUGAAUUUACCCAUCUUCUUCUGUCCCUUGGCGAACGGUCUCUCCCUGGACGGGUACAUUAUCCAUCAAUCCCUGUUAACUCGCCAGAAAAAAUGGUGGGAACACUGAAAGAACAGUUGGAUUCACUCACGCCGGCAUUGAGGGAGAUGAGAUUGAGGAAAGAAGAUAGGGUGAAUAAGUUCCGAGCAGUACAAGGGCAAAUUCAGAAAAUUUCUGCAGAAAUAGCAGGUCAGUCAGAGUACGAAGACUUAUCAUCGAAUGUCAUGGUGAAUGAGAAUGAUCUUUCACCAAAGAAACUAGAGGAGUACCAAACAGAGCUACAAAGACUCCACAACGAGAAGAAUGAAAGGCUCAUGAGGGUCGAAAAAUAUAUAGAUGCAGUCCACAAUUUGUCUUUGAUAUUAGGAACAGACGCCUCAAUGGUUAUCACCAAGGUUCAUCCAAGCUUGAAUGAAUUAUGUGGGAUAGCCAAAAAUAUAAGCAACAGUAUUUUGGCUAAACUUAACAGCACAGUGGAAUCCCUUGGGGAAGAAAAGCAAAGGCGACUCGAAAAGCUUCACCAUCUUGGCAAAGCAUUGACAAACUUGUGGGAUCUCAUGGACACACCCUACAAAGAUCGUCAAUCGUUUUCCCAUGUUACUGGCUUAUUAUCACUUUCAUCAGCAGAAGUAUCAGAUCCAGGAAGCCUAACCCUACAUAUAAUACAACAGGCUGAGGCUGAAGUCAAGAGACUGGAUCAAUUAAAAGCAAGCAAGAUGAAAGAACUAUUUUUCAAGAAACAGAAUGAGCUCAAAGAGAUACGCAAUAAAUCACACAUGGAGAUUCCUUCGCAAUCAGAGAUUGAUAAUCUAAUUAACCUCAUCAACUCGGGGGAGAUCGACCAUGCAGAUCUCCUAACGAGCAUGGAUCAACAGAUAUCAAGAGCAAAAGAAGAAGCUUCUAGCAGAAUGACUAUUAUGGAAAAGGUGGAGAAGUGGGUGCUAGCACGUGAUGAGGAGCGUUGGUUGGAAGAAUAUAGUAGAGACGAGAACCGGUACUCAGUCAGCAGAGGUGCACACAAGAACCUGAAACGUGCAGAACGUGCCCGAGUAUUAGUCAACAAAAUCCCAGCUUUGGUGGAUUUGCUAAUAGCAAAUACUAAGAGUUGGGAAGAAGAAAGAAAGAAAACUUUCCUGUAUGAUGAGGUACCUCUCCUAGCAAUGUUGGAAGAGUAUAAUGUGCUAAGGCAAGAAAAGGAGGAGGACAAGCAAAGACAACGGGAAAUGAAGAAGGUCCAAAGCCAAGUAGUGGUCGAGCAAGAAAAUUUGUUCAUAACCAGGCCAAGCACCAGUACAAGGCGAACUUCAAUCAGGAGUGUGAACGGAGGUUUUAGCAACGCCAUGCCUCUAAACAGAAGGCUUUCACUGGGCCUUCAGCAAUUGGGGCCACACAGCAUAAACUCAGCCACUCAAGGCAUCUCCUUUAUAAAGGAAGGUAAAAAGGCACAUAGACAAAAGUUGUUCGCUCGACCUGGCCUUGUUUCUCACCUUAGAGAUGAAACAGCUUCGGUGGUAUCAACAUUUUCUGGCCCACAAUCUCCCUGAUUAUUGUGUCUGAGUUGUCAAUCGUCUUGUCCUACGGGAGGACAAAGAGCAGAAGAGUGCGAGAGCUAGUAGCGCGGAAAUACCUAACAGAUCAUGCAGAAAAAUAAGUUCAGUUUAGCGUUUCAGCAAAAGAGCCUGUAUUUAAAAAUUACCCCUGUACCAGCAGAAAUGUCUAGAGCUUUUAGACAUCUGUAAUUGCAAAUGCAAAUAAAUAAGUUCUAAGAUUGUUUUCUUA